GUUCGUUCAUUGCAGAUAGUCAUUGGUUGAUAAUGUUUAAACAAACUGUGCUAAUUUCCGUUAGCACAUUAUUGUUAAGAGUAUCAAGUAGCUUUGCCGAUCCGAGCCAUUCUGGAUCAGAACAAUGGACAUCUAAUGAAAAAAAUUCUUUAGAUCGGACGAAUAAUUUAAGCAGUAUUUUAAAUGGCGGUGGUUAUAAUAAUGAACAGUGUUUUGCAAAUACGGAAUUAUUAAAUCCUGUUAAUUUACCAUUGUUACCUAUAAUCUUCGCGCAGUCCGAGGAUUUGCCAAAUGGAAAAUGUAAAGAAGAUGCACAACGAUUUUUAAGGGAAUUGCAAAAUGGUACUUUAUGGGCUGUGCAAAUGUUUGAUUCUUCAUCGAAAUAUCCUGAUGGCGUAUUAUACGGCCAUACAAGACAUUUGGGUAAUUUUGAUGAAUGUUACAAUUUACAAAUUGAUGCCGGAGAAGUUGAAAAUAAAAUGGCUGGUAGAUAUUGUUUAGUCGAUCUUGAGUAUAAAAGGAAAGAUGCACCAAUUUCUUAUGAACCAACCAUGGAUUACAAUCCAAACGAAUCUUUUUGGGAAGCAAUAGAGGAACGAGGAAAUAUUCAUCGUGUUCGUCGUUAUUUGUUGCAACUAGCUAUAUGCGUACCAUCAUCAUGCAGUGCGAAAGAUAUAGAAACGGCUUUAAAAAGGCCUCUAGAAAAGAUCGGUGCAAAUAAGAAUAUUAAUAUAAAUACUGCCGUUCAGAUAAAUUAUUGUCAAACAAUUGAGGAAGCGCCUAAAUUUACUCUCCCUGCAAUAAUAUACUGUAUUGUACUGCUAAGUUUGCUGAUUAUAAUAUUUGUCAGUACUUUGUAUGAGACUGAAUUAAGUAGCGGAAACACAUCAACCGUUCGAAAUGCAUUACUUUGCUUCUCACUUCGAAGAAAUUUUAAAAGUGUUCUUCAGAUAAAUUAUUCGAAUCCAGGACUCGAUACCAUACACUUUAUACGAUUUUUCUUAGCACUUAUUGUAUUAAAUGGGCACCGUGUGAUACAAUAUUAUGCUAAUCCAACGGUUAAUGUCAUAGAUUUUGAAAGAUUAUUUGCUUUUCCACCAAUAGCAUUUUAUUUAAAUGGAAAAGUUGUGAUAGAUGUAUUUUUUGCUUUGGGUGCUCUUCUAGUCACAUAUCAUAUGUUAGGGGAUCUAGAUCGAAGGAAGCAACUCAAUUUUUUUAGUGAUGUUAUAACCAGAUAUUUUAGAUUAACACCGUCUUAUGCCGUAAUAAUUUUCUUUCAUGCUUGGAUUUUACCGCUUCUCGGUUCGGGACCUUUAUGGAAGCAUGAAAUCGUACAAGAAAGCACGGAAUGUUCCACUAAUUGGUGGGCAAAUUUAUUGUAUAUUAAUAAUUAUGUAAAACCAACAGAAAUGUGUAUGUUUCAAACGUGGUAUUUAUCCGUAGAUUUUCAAUUAUUUAUUCUUAGCCAAUUUGUAAUUUAUGCAUUUUGGUGUAUGCCUCGUAAAAUUGGAUAUUCUUUUCUUGGAAUAUUGACAAUUAUCAGCUGUGCUAUACCAUUCCUAAUAACAUAUUUAUACCGUGUACCGCCUGUUUUUGUAUUUACACUACGCGUGCAACACUUUAGCGAGGCACCAUUUUUUGCAUCAAAUUAUAUACAAACAUACAUGCGUUUUAUUGCAUAUCUUGUUGGUAUAACUGGGGGUGCAAUACUACAUGAUCAUAGAGGAAUAAAGCGUCAAAUAUCGACAUUCUGGUCGCAUGUAUUAGUUGUAAUAUUGCCUCUAACUAUGGCUGUCACAUUUCAAUUGUGGGCACAUAGAUUUUUUAUGCCACAUUUCGAAUGGUCAUCUUUAGAAGGUGGAUUUUGUUCAUUCUACCAGAAAUUAUUAUUUUCAAUUUGCAUUUGUUCUAUAAUAGUUGUAUUAUCCAUUGACAGCCGUUUAACAUUUUAUCAUAAAUUUUUGACGCCUAGUUGGGCCCAAAUAUUAGCAAAAUUAACUUAUGGAGUUUAUCUCGUGAGUGAUAUAUUUCACAUUUAUAACAAUGGACGAAGAAGAAACCCUAGAAUGUUUUCAAUUUAUGAUGUGAUAUGGGAUUCCAUUCCAGAUACAGUCUCUUCUUUCUUGAUUGCUUUAGUUCUUACAUUAUGCGUAGAGAUACCAUUUAGAAAAUUAUCACAAAUAUUUCUUCCCUCAAAAAAAGCUGUCACUAAAUAAGUAUUUAUAGUAUGUAAAAAAUUAUUUCCUAACA
Molecule: messenger RNA, 2250 nt
Organism: Camponotus floridanus (Florida carpenter ant)
Lineage: Eukaryota; Metazoa; Arthropoda; Insecta; Hymenoptera; Formicidae
Product: nose resistant to fluoxetine protein 6-like
Exons: 11
Coding region: 33-2216 (727 amino acids)
Molecular function (GO): acyltransferase activity, transferring groups other than amino-acyl groups
Source: RefSeq, a predicted model, not a curated record